Molecule: messenger RNA, 966 nt
Organism: Drosophila ananassae
Lineage: Eukaryota; Metazoa; Arthropoda; Insecta; Diptera; Drosophilidae
Exons: 2
Coding region: 177-782 (201 amino acids)
Source: RefSeq, a predicted model, not a curated record
CUGUACAUAGACUGCGCAGCGACAAUGGCAGGAACUUCGUUGGAGCAGACAGAGAGGCCAAGAGAUUUGCGGAGAUCUUCGAACCCGAGAGGAUCCAGUCGGAGCUGUCAAGCAAGGGAAUUGAGUGGAUCUUCAACUGCCCAGCGAACCCAUCAGAGGGUGGAGUCUGGGAGCGAAUGGUGCAGUGCGUGAAGAGGGUGCUACGCCACACAGUGAAGGAAGUGGCGCCGAAGGAGCACGUCCUGGAGAGUUUCCUAAUAGAGGCGGAGAACGUCGUUAAUUCUCGUCCACUUACCCAUUUGCCAGUGAGUGCGGACCAGGAAGCCCCUCUUACGCCCAAUGAUCUCCUCAAGGGAGCAGCUUGCCCACCGGAUACCCCCGGCCUGGAUGGAGGCCUCGUCAAGGAAGGAGCUACGCGGAAGCAGUGGCGCGUGGCAAGGAUGUUGAGAGACCGAUUCUGGAGGAGGUGGGUCUUGGAGUACCUACCCACGCUGACACGGAGAGAGAAGUGGUGCCGCAGAGAGAAGCCGAUUCAACGAGGAGACAUCGUCUUCGUUUGCGAUCCAGCCAUUCCGCGUCGAGACUGGCGGAAAGGCGUCGUGGAGGAGACCUUUGCUGGAACGGAUGGUGAGGUCAGACGAGCCCGCGUUAGGAUCAUGGAUGGAGAUCGGACCCGCUGGAUAAUGCGCCCCGCUUCAAAGUUGGCGGCUUUGGAUUUGAGUGAAGAAGUUCUUCACGGAGGUGGGGAUGUCGCGGAUCGAUUAUCGAUAGUUAGUAUUUAAGUAGAAUUUUGUUAUUGUGCACUCGUGAAGAGAUUGGGCACACUAGGAUUGAAAUAAUGGCGCGUGUGGUGAAUUUGUCGUUGUUGUCAUAGAGUGUGGGAGGUUAAACUGCGAAUAAAACAUAAGUUGUACGCAUACACAUUGGCGUGUGUUUUGGAAGCGGGUUGCCCCAUCGCCGCCGUAC